UCUUGCUCGCAGCCUCGCCGCAUUUGCUCUUCUCCAAAAGUCCAAACGCACUCCGCUACCAACCGCAGCAGCGAAACGGAAGCGGCGAUGGAGUUCGGCUCCGCCCGCGCCACCGCCACCGCGCACCUCGUCUCCGUCGCCGCCCUCCUCCUCCUGCUCGCGCACGGCGGCGAGCCCGUGGGGCUCUGGCGGCCGCCGCCUGGCGGGGGGCUCCUCGUCGGCGGCGCCGACAGGUACCUGACGCGGGACGAGCGCUGGAUGAGCCAAACCCUCGACCACUUCAACCCCACGGAUCAUCGGCAAUUCAAGCAGCGUUAUUACGAGUUUCUUGACUACUACCGUGCUCCAAAUGGGCCGAUCUUCCUAAAAAUCUGCGGAGAAGCUUCGUGCAAUGGGAUUACAAAUGAUUACUUAGCUGUGAUAGCGAAGAAGUUUGGUGCUGCAUUGGUUUCUCCAGAGCAUCGAUACUAUGGAAAGAGUUCUCCUUUUGAGAGUUUGACGACAGAAAAUCUAAGGUUCUUGUCCUCAAAGCAGGCUUUAGUUGAUCUUGCUGUUUUCCGCCAAUAUUAUCAGGAAACCUUAAAUGCCAAGUAUAACGGCUCAGGAGCAGACAGUUCUUGGUUUGUUUUUGGAGGGUCAUAUGCUGGAGCACUCAGUGCUUGGUUCAGAUUGAAGUUUCCUCACUUGACAUGUGGAAGUCUUGCAAGCUCAGGAGUUGUUCUUGCAGUUUACAACUUUACAGACUUCGACAAACAGAUCGGGGAAUCUGCUGGUCCUGAAUGCAAAGAAGCACUUCAAGAAAUAACGAGACUUGUUGAUGGACAACUCCAGUCCGGCCGCAACUCAGUUAAACAGUUGUUUGGAGCAACAAAGUUAGAGAAUGAUGGUGACUUCCUCUACUUACUGGCAGAUGCUGCUGCUAUUGCGUUCCAAUAUGGCAAUCCUGAUGUCCUGUGCUCGCCACUAGUUGAAGCAAAGAAGAACGGUACAGACUUGGUGGAAACAUUUGCUCAUUACAUUAAAGAUUAUUACAUUGGAAAAUUUGGGGCAUCAGUAGCAUCAUACGAUCAACAGUAUUUGAAGAACACAACUCCUGCUGAAUCCUCAUACAGACUCUGGUGGUACCAAGUUUGCAGCGAGGUCGCGUAUUUCCAAGUGGCACCAAAAAAUGACAGUGUCCGUUCUACAAAGAUUGACAUAAAGUACCAUUUGGACUUGUGCCGAAAUGUUUUCGGGGAAGGAGUUUAUCCUGAUGUCUUCAUGACGAACCUAUACUAUGGAGGCACAAGAAUUGCAGGUUCUAAAAUCGUUUUUGCAAAUGGCUCUCAAGACCCAUGGCGCCAUGCUUCUAAGCAGAAAUCAUCAGAAGAAUUGCCAUCAUACUUAAUUGAAUGCAAGAACUGCGGACAUUGCAGUGAUCUCUCUGGAUGCCCUCAAGCUCCUUCAAAUAUUGAAGGUGAUUCAUCCAAGUGCUCAUCUCCAGAAGCUUUGAACAAAGUAAGAAAGCAGAUUGUUGAUCACAUUGACCUGUGGCUAUCAGAAUGUCAAGACCAAGGACAUGAUAAGGAGACAUCGCCAGGAAACAGAUGGAGCAUAGCUACUAUUUAAUUUACCUGUGCAAUCUACCGAGCAUAUGAGACAAAUAUGGCUGCUAUUUACAGUACUGCAGUGUAUCAACUCACACAAAUAAUACGGGCAUGAGUAUUCCACUCGGUCUCGGGCGAUUGCAUGUCAAGCAGUCGAAUAACACUACAGGUUCUCCUAAAAGAAAAACCAUGCAGGUAGAUCUCAGCAUAGAUUUUGGAAUACUUGCAGAGUGAGCCCAUGCACACCUUAUGGUCUCGGACUUUAAUCAGUAGACAAUAUCAUGGUAUGUAAAUGCAAUCAUAUCGUGUGCUAAACAAGCUGGUUAGUACAAGAGCACAUGCUGCAUCUCGCGCAUGCUCUUUUAACA
Messenger RNA from Phragmites australis (common reed), 1954 nucleotides. Its product is annotated as probable serine protease EDA2. Gene Ontology annotation, cellular component: vacuole. The coding region runs from base 88 to 1608 and encodes 506 amino acids. Gene Ontology annotation, biological process: proteolysis. The transcript has 14 exons. Gene Ontology annotation, molecular function: dipeptidyl-peptidase activity; serine-type exopeptidase activity. The record is from RefSeq and is a predicted model, not a curated record. Lineage: Eukaryota; Viridiplantae; Streptophyta; Magnoliopsida; Poales; Poaceae.